CAAAAAUCGAAUGACAAAAUAUAUGGAGUAUUACCCUAUAUCGCUCCAGAAGUCUUGAAUGGAGAAUUAUAUACUUUAGCUUCUGACAUUUACAGUUUUGGUGUAAUUAUGGCUGAAUUAUCAUCUGGAAACCCUCCCUUUUAUGACAGAAAACAUGAUGUGACUUUAGCCUUAGAUAUUUGUAAUGGACUUCGUCCAGAAUUUGGAAAAGGAACCCCUGAAUUUUAUAAGAAGUUAGCUUAUAGGUGUAUGAAUGCAAAUCCAAAUCAACGACCAACAGCCGAUGAAUUAUAUAGUAUAUUAGAUUUUUGGGAUAAUUCUAUUAGAUAUGAUUUUUCAGUAAAGUAG
Molecule: messenger RNA, 348 nt
Organism: Funneliformis geosporum
Lineage: Eukaryota; Fungi; Glomeromycota; Glomeromycetes; Glomerales; Glomeraceae
Source: the annotation of a GenBank genome assembly